Molecule: messenger RNA, 1196 nt
Organism: Ilex paraguariensis (yerba mate)
Lineage: Eukaryota; Viridiplantae; Streptophyta; Magnoliopsida; Aquifoliales; Aquifoliaceae
Source: the annotation of a GenBank genome assembly
CCCCGCCCUGACCAAACCAGUUGCUGUCGUAUGAAUGCAUGCUGAUACGAAAGUGGCCAUUUAUAAUUCAAUCUAUAGCCCCUCUCUUAUUUUCUCUCUUGUUCGUUCUCUCUCUCUCUCUCUCUCUCUCUCUCUCCUGCCACUCACCUGCACCCACACGAACUAACGAAACAGACGUUUUGCAGAGGGUUAUUCACAGGAGGAGUGGCAUACGAGGACUCGGAUCAUUUCAGAAAUUCACAUACAAACAGUUUGAGACAGGUUAAGGUACCAUGCUUGGCAAUGGUGUUGUAGGAAUCCUCUCUGAGUCAACAAACAAGUGGGAAAGAAGGGUUCCUCUCACACCGUCACACUGUGCUCGACUUCUGCAUAAUGGCAGGGGUAAAUCUGGAGUGGCGCGCAUUAUUGUGCAGCCAUCCACAAAGCGUAUUCAUCAUGACGCACUUUAUGAGGAUGUUGGUUGUGAAAUAUCAGAUGAUUUGUCGGAAUGUGGUCUCAUUUUGGGGAUUAAGCAACCAAAGUUGGAGAUGAUUCUUCCUGGCAGGGCUUAUGCCUUUUUCUCUCAUACUCACAAGGCACAGAAAGAGAACAUGCCGUUGUUGGAUAAGAUAUUAGCUGAAAGGGCGUCUUUGUUUGAUUACGAGCUUAUAGUUGGAGACCAUGGGAAAAGGUUACUUGCAUUUGGAAAAUUUGCUGGUUUAGCUGGGAUGAUUGACUUCUUACAUGGACUUGGGCAGCGGUAUCUUAAUCUUGGAUAUUCCACUCCUUUCCUCUCAUUGGGUGCAUCUUACAUGUAUUCUUCGUUGGCAGCUGCCAAAGCUGCAGUAAUAUCUGUCGGUGAAGAGAUAGCAACUGUGGGACUGCCAUCAGGAAUCUGUCCUCUGGUUUUUGUUUUCACUGGUUCAGGAAAUGUUUCCCAUGGAGCACAAGAGAUUUUCAAUCUUCUGCCUCAUACGUCUGUGGAUCCUAGCAGACUUCCAGAACUAUUUGGAAUGGCCAGAGACCUUACUCAAUCUGCACGAGCAUCAAAGAGAUAUUUCCAAGUAUAUGGUUGUAACGUGACUUGUCAAGACAUGGUUGAACAUAAUGAUCCUGCAAAAGUCUUUGAUAAGGCUGACUACUAUGCACAUCCAGAGCACUACAAACCAAUUUUCCAUGAAAAAAUAGCCCCAUAUGCUUCUGUUAUAGGUCAGUGA